Messenger RNA from Penicillium macrosclerotiorum, 1227 nucleotides. RefSeq names its product DNA-directed RNA polymerase I subunit RPA43. The record is from RefSeq and is a predicted model, not a curated record. Bases 1 to 1227 code for a protein of 408 amino acids. Gene Ontology annotation, biological process: DNA-templated transcription initiation. NCBI's taxonomy places the organism in Eukaryota, Fungi, Ascomycota, Eurotiomycetes, Eurotiales, Aspergillaceae. The transcript has a single exon. Gene Ontology annotation, cellular component: RNA polymerase I complex.
AUGGCCGUUGACGCAAUGGACCUCGAUACCUCGCCCACAGCGCCCACAGACGUGGAGCGCAAGCGCAAGAGCAAGACCAAAGACGCAUCUUCCCCAACGAAGAAGCGCAAGCAGACCGAAGUGAACGGCGACAAGACUUCCAGAAGCAAGAAUGAUAAGUCCAGCACGAAGACUGCUCCCGUCACUACAGCCGAGAAUGCCGACUCCCCCUUCUCGCUCGUCACCGCAACGAUGUACUUGCCACUAUCGCCCAUUUCUAUCUCGUCUCUCCACGCACAAUCCUCGAUGCUUGCAGAGCAUCUCUCGCCGCUCCUGCUGACCUACUACCCUCCUCUUAAGGGCAUCAUUCUGGCCUACUCGCAAGCAUCAAUCUCCAGCCGUCCGCCUACCUCUCCGGCCCGUGACUCGACCAAUCCAAACCCCAAGCCGCUGACCAUGGCCAAGUCCGCCGACGAGUACGGCGUGCUGUACGUCUACCUGACGGCGACGUUCCUUGUGUUCCGGCCGCAGCGCGGCCAGACCCUCGAGGGCUGGGUGAACGUCCAGUCGGAGGGCUUCUUGGGUGCUGUGGUAUUCAACCUGUUCUCCGUCGGCAUCGAGAGCAAGCGACUGCCCGCUGACUGGCGGUGGGUGCCGCCUGGCGAGGAGGGCGAGGCGGACGCUGACACCGACGCAGCGGCCACUACAGACAACGACGAGCCCGGGGCUGGAUCCGUGCCGCCGGGCUUCGAUGCGGCCAAGGAGCAUUUCCAGCCGGCGGCGCUGGCGGCCGACGAGCUCGACAUCGAGGGCGGCGAAGAGGAGGACGAGAGCUCGAGCGGCCACUUCCAGUCUGUCUCGGGCCACCGGGUGCGCGGCAAUGUGCGCUUCCGGGUCGUCGAUAUCGAUGUCAUUCCGGGCUCCGAGCGGGACCGCGGCUUCCUGAGCAUCGAGGGCACAAUGCUUGACGCCGACGCCGAGGAGAAGCUCUUGCAGGCGGAGCAGCAGGGACAGGCGCUGCCGCCGUCGUUCCACGCCUCCCCACGAAAGUCAAACCGCGUGGUGCCGAUCUCAACGGGGCCCGAGCUGGUCUCAGUUGUGGAGAUUGAUGCGCCUGCAAACGGAGAUGUUGAUGAGGCGGAGCUAGAGGAGCCCGUGAAGAAAGAAAAGAAGGAGAAGAAAGAGAAGAAGGCCAAGUCCUCUUCCUCUUCUAAGUCCAAGAAAGACAAGAAGAAGAACGAGAAAUAA